GGGGCUCGUCCGCACCCACCCCAUCCCAGCUUUUUCCCUUUUGAAAACACUAAGAAUAAUGUCCUUACAUCAGUUUUUACUAGAGCCAAUCACCUGCCAUGCUUGGAACAGAGACCAUACUCAGAUUGCCCUUAGCCCUAAUAAUCAUGAAGUCCACAUUUACAAAAAGAAUGGGAACCAGUGGGUGAAAGCCCAUGAACUAAAGGAACACAAUGGACACAUCACAGGUAUUGACUGGGCUCCCAAGAGCGAUCGAAUUGUAACUUGUGGUGCAGAUCGUAAUGCAUAUGUCUGGAGUCAGAAAGAUGGCAUUUGGAAACCAACCCUGGUGAUCCUGAGGAUUAAUCAUGCAGCUACCUUUGUGAAAUUGUCUCCCUUGGAGAAUAAAUUUGCUGUAGGUAGCGGAGCUCGACUGAUUUCCAUGUGCUACUUUGAGUCUGAAAAUGACUGAUGGGUGAGCAAACACAUAAAAAAGCCAAUUCGUUCUACUGUCCUUAGUUUGGACUGGCACCCCAACAAUGUUUUGCUGGCUGCUGGAUCUUGUGACUUCAAAUGCAGAGUUUUUUCUGCCAUUAAAGAAGUUGAUGAAAAGCCAGCCAGUACUCCAUGGGGUACCAAGAUGCCUUUUGGUCAGCUGAUGUCAGAGUUUGGUGGCACCGGAAGUGGUGGUUGGGUCCAUGGCGUUAGUUUCUCUGCCAGUGGGAACCCCCUUGCUUGGGUCAGUCAUGAUAGUACUGUAUCAGUUGCCGAUGCCUCCAAAAACAUGAUGAUUUCACAGCUGAAAACAGAGUUCCUCCCACUCCUGAGUGUGUCGUUUGUCUCGGAGAAUAGCGUGGUGGCUGCUGGCCAUGACUGCUGCCCAAUGCUGUUUAAUUAUGAUGAUCGUGGCUCCUUGACCUUCGUCUCCAAAUUAGACAUUCCAAAACAGAGCAUCCAGCGCAACAUUUCUGCCAUGGAACGCUUCCGCAACAUGGACAAGAGAGCCACAACUGAGGAUCGCAACACUGCUCUAGACACACUACACCAAAACAGUAUCACCCAAGUGUCUAUUUAUGAAGUGGACAAGCAAGACUGCCACAAAUUUUGCACCACUGGCAUUGAUGGAGCAAUGACAAUUUGGGAUUUCAAGACUUUAGAGUCUUCCAUCCAGGGGCUACGGAUUAUGUGAAGCUGUAUUUCCAUUCUCUAGCAUGACAGACACUUGACAGAAUGCAGCUCCAGCAUUUGCAUGAAGACGGAAAAGACCCUACCACAAGUCAAAACUGAG
Dromiciops gliroides (monito del monte) is the source of this 1267-nucleotide messenger RNA. RefSeq names its product actin-related protein 2/3 complex subunit 1A-like. NCBI's taxonomy places the organism in Eukaryota, Metazoa, Chordata, Mammalia, Microbiotheria, Microbiotheriidae. Gene Ontology annotation, molecular function: actin filament binding. The record is from RefSeq and is a predicted model, not a curated record. Gene Ontology annotation, biological process: Arp2/3 complex-mediated actin nucleation. Gene Ontology annotation, cellular component: actin cytoskeleton; Arp2/3 protein complex.